AUGGCUCCAUGUGGGAACCACAGCGACCGGACUACAGAGUUUGUCCUGGCCGGCUUCCCGAACCUGAACAGCACAGGCGUGGAACUGUUCUCUGUGUUCUUUCUAAUUUACCUGCUGACCCUAACAGGCAACGUGCUGAUUGUGGGGGCGGUGGGCGCCGAUCAGCGUCUGAAGACGCCCAUGUAUUUCUUCCUGAGUAACUUGUCCUGCCUCGAGAUUCUGAUCACAUCUGUCAUCAUCCCUAAGAUGCUGAGCAAUUUCCUCUCGAAACAACACACCAUUUCCUUUGCCGCGUGCAUCGCUCAGUUUUAUUUUUACUUCUUUCUUGGGGCCUCCGAGUUCCUGCUGUUGGCGGUCAUGUCUGUGGACCGCUACCUGGCCAUCUGCCGUCCUCUGCACUACCCCUUGCUCAUGAGUGGAGCCGUGUGCGUUCGUGUAGCCCUGGCCUGCUGGGUAGGGGGACUCCUCCCCGUGCUCGGCCCCACGGUGGCCGUGGCCUUGCUUCCUUUUUGCAGACAGGGUGCUGUGGUGAAGCAUUUCUUCUGCGACAGUGGCCCAUUGCUGCACCUGGCGUGCGCCAACACCACAAAACUGGAGGAGGCCGACUUUGCUCUGGCCUUUCUGGUCAUUGUGUCCUCCCUCACCAUCACCGCCGCGUCCUAUGCCCGAAUAGUCCUGGCUGUCCUACGGAUUCCUUCCGCUUCGGGCCGGCAGAAGGCCUUCUCCACCUGCAGCUCGCAUCUGAUGGUGGUCACCCUCUUCUACGGCAGUGCAAUUUUUCUCUAUGUGCGGCCGUCCCAGAGCGGCUCCGUGGACGCUAACUGGUCAGUGACUGUGAUAACCACGUUUGUGACGCCCCUGCUGAACCCGGUGAUCUAUGCCUUGCGCAACGAUCGAGUCAAGGAAGCUUUGACAGACAUGUUCAGGAAGGUCAGAGCAGAGCUCUCAGAAAAUUCCUUCCUUUCCGAAAGUUUGAGGAAGAAGACAGUGAGCUGA
Molecule: messenger RNA, 996 nt
Organism: Microtus oregoni (creeping vole)
Lineage: Eukaryota; Metazoa; Chordata; Mammalia; Rodentia; Cricetidae
Product: olfactory receptor 6S1
Exons: 1
Coding region: 1-996 (331 amino acids)
Biological process (GO): G protein-coupled receptor signaling pathway
Cellular component (GO): membrane
Molecular function (GO): olfactory receptor activity; G protein-coupled receptor activity
Source: RefSeq, a predicted model, not a curated record